Molecule: messenger RNA, 2326 nt
Organism: Aspergillus nidulans FGSC A4
Lineage: Eukaryota; Fungi; Ascomycota; Eurotiomycetes; Eurotiales; Aspergillaceae
Gene: agm1
Product: phosphoacetylglucosamine mutase PCM1
Exons: 6
Coding region: 342-1988 (548 amino acids)
Biological process (GO): UDP-N-acetylglucosamine biosynthetic process; carbohydrate metabolic process
Molecular function (GO): magnesium ion binding; phosphoacetylglucosamine mutase activity; intramolecular phosphotransferase activity
Source: RefSeq, a predicted model, not a curated record
AUCCUAGUCUACGGAAUAGUAAACACUCACAUUGUGCUUUUAGGGGCUGUGAUUUGUUCACAUCGGCAAGCCGUUGAGCCCACCAAAAUUCUGCUGACCGCUUAAACGUUCUCCACUCUGAUAGGGUCGAAGACCGGCCAUGUUUUGCUGGCACCGCCGCAGCACAGCAAGGAACCAGGCCUAGUAAAGUUGUCUCACUCCUGCUCGUUUGCAUCUCACAUUCUUUUCUUUUCUUCCUUCUUCCUCGCCCAAUUACCCAGAUUACCACUGUUCAUUUCUUCUCUUUCUUCACACAGUACUAAGUUAUAUCACAAUCCCUUCACAUCUUGAUCCGCGCCACAAUGGCGUCUCCCGAAGUUAAGAAGGCUAUUGCAGAGGCCGCCUCGCAGUAUGUGAAGCCGGAAGGGAAGGUCUUCCAGUAUGGUACAGCGGGAUUCCGUAUGAGGGCUGAUUACCUCAACACAGUCGUUUUCGCCGUCGGACUUCUAGCAGGGCUUCGCUCUAAAAAGCUUAGUGGUCAAUGGGUUGGCGUUAUGGUCACUGCCAGUCACAAUCCUGCUGAGGACAAUGGUGUCAAGCUCGUUGAUCCCAUGGGUGAAAUGCUAGAGGCCGAGUGGGAAACUCAUGCGACAAAGCUUGCCAAUGUUCCCAUGGAGUCCAUUGCUGAUGUAUACGAAGAGCUCAUCAAGGAAAUCGAUGUCAGCAUGGAAAACCCAGCGCGCGUUGUCUUUGCCCGGGAUACUCGCGCCUCUGGCUCUCGCCUCGUGGGAGUCCUCAAUGCUGCUCUCACCGCCACGGACGUCGAAUUCCUUGACUUGAAAUAUAUGACCACACCCCAGCUUCACUAUGUUGUUCGAUGCAAAAACACUUUAGGAACGCAGUACGAGUACGGCGAGCCCACCGAACAAGGGUACUAUGAGAAACUUGCCGCUUCUUUCAAGAAAGUCAUGCGGGGCGUCAAGGUUAACGGUUCGCUGACUGUUGACUGCGCAAAUGGUGUGGGUGGACCGAAAUUGAGAGAGCUCAUCAAAUAUCUUCAUAGCCCUGAGGAGGGCGGCAUCGACAUCAAAAUAGUGAAUGACGAUGUUAUUAACCCCGACAGUCUGAAUCUCGACUGUGGUGCCGACUACGUAAAAACAAAACAGCGGGCUCCUCCAUCAUCCAAAGCAUCUCCCCUCGAUCGCUGUGCCUCUCUGGACGGAGAUGCUGAUCGACUCAUUUACUACUUUAUGGAUGAGGGCAAUGUUUUCCGCAUGCUAGAUGGUGACCGAAUCGCUACGCUUGCAGCUUCUUUCAUUGGCGACCUUGCCCGAAGCGCUGGAAUUGCAAGCAAGCUCAAGAUUGGUGUUGUUCAGACAGCCUAUGCCAAUGGUUCUAGCACAGACUAUAUUGAAAAAGUCCUGAAACUCCCCUCUGUUUGCACAAACACUGGUGUGAAGCACCUUCACCAUGCUGCUCUUCGAUUUGAUGUCGGGGUCUAUUUCGAGGCGAACGGACACGGUACAGUUACUUUCUCCGAGAAUGCUUUGAAAACCAUCAAAACUACAGAGCCCCAGUCACCGGCCCAAAAACGCGCCCUUGAAUGUCUAGACGCCCUCACAGACCUGAUCAACCAAGCUGUUGGCGAUGCUCUCAGCGACUUGCUCCUCGUCGAAGCCAUUCUCGCACACAAGGGUUGGACUCCCACAGAGUGGCUGGCCACCUACACAGACCUCCCUUCAAGGCUUGUCCGGGUGGAGGUCGCUGACCGCUCAAUUUUCAAAGCCUACGAUGCCGAGCGUAAGCUUGAGUCUCCCCCUGGCCUCCAAGCCAAGAUUGAGUCCCUGCAAUCCCGCUACAACAAAGGCCGAAGCUUUGCACGCGCAAGCGGUACGGAAGAUGCCGUGCGUGUGUAUGCCGAGGCCGCGAGUCGAUCUGAGGCUGAUGACCUCGCCACGCGUGUUGCAAAUGCAGUCCGCGAUGCUGGUGCUAAGGAAGUCGUUCAGUAGAUCGAGAACAUAUUGGCUACGCAAAAGCCACUUGGAGAGGAAGUGGGCUCAGUGGACCGCGAAAAUGACGUCUAACAAAAUUGCCGAUGCCAAUGAUUUACGAUACUACACACUAUCCUAUACUACAACUAAUAGGCAUUAUGAUAAAAUCAAUGACAGUUUUCAUGUCUAUCAGACGUCGCCACAUCGAUCAAGUGUUUUGGCAUUCGCGGUUGAAUAUGCCACUCUUGAUUGUUUAUAAUGGUACGUAAAGACGAUCUAGAAUUCGGGUAUUUAUUCAACGCUAUGUAUAUAACCAACCAAUCAUUUGCAACAUAAAGCCUUUAAUGAUCGAGACA